Colletotrichum phormii is the source of this 1152-nucleotide messenger RNA. RefSeq names its product short-chain dehydrogenase/ reductase. Gene Ontology annotation, molecular function: alcohol dehydrogenase (NAD+) activity. The record is from RefSeq and is a predicted model, not a curated record. NCBI's taxonomy places the organism in Eukaryota, Fungi, Ascomycota, Sordariomycetes, Glomerellales, Glomerellaceae. The coding region runs from base 107 to 877 and encodes 256 amino acids. Gene Ontology annotation, cellular component: cytoplasm. The transcript has a single exon.
ACUAAGGUGCCUAUUUGCCAGAUAACUUAGAUCGUCAAUUUCGCGACAAACAUAUGCCAGCCGCGUACUUUGCUGUCUUUGCGGUCAAACUCAUCCAUAUCCGACAAUGCCGAACACCGUAUAUGUCGUUACUGGAACCAACAAAGGCAUUGGUCUUGGCCUAGUCAAGACCUUGUUGGCGAGACCAUCCACUACAAUUGUUGCUUCCGUCAGAAACGAUCAAGCUGCUGCUUCACUAAAGUCAAGCAUCCAAGAUGUAAACAUGGGCGAAAGUAGCGAGCUUUUUUUCCUGUUGCUUGACUUGAAUGUCGCCCCUGAUCCCACCGCCGUCCGCAAAGCCUUUGAUUCAGCGACUGGCGGUGCCGUCACUCGGGUUGAUGUUCUCAUCAGCAACGCCGCCGUAAGCACCUCAGCAUCGCGAUCAGUUUCAACCACUGCCGAGGAUCUAAGGAGCCUAUUUGAAAUCAACACGAUUGCACCCUUGAUGGUAUUCCAAGGUCUCUGGCCGCUCAUGGACAGACCGAGGGGGGCGGACGGCCCCACCGUCAAGUUUAUCGGAAUCACAUCAUCAAUUGGAUCCAUCGAAGAACAAGAGCCUCUUCCAUCUGGUGCUUAUGGUCCGAGCAAGGCCGCGCUCAACUGGCUGGUCAAAUCGUUACAUAUACAACAUCCAGACUUGGUUAGUGUGGCCGUUCACCCUGGAUUUGUGCGAACUUCCAUGGGUGAAGAUGCUGCGAGGAGGUGGAACUUCGAUGUAAAUCGACUUGAUACGAUCGAAAGCUCUGUAACUGGAGUUCUUCAGGUCAUCGAUGGAGCGAGCCGUGACUCCACGUCCGGAAAAUUGGUAAAAGAGACAGGUCAGGUGAUUGCAUGGUGAUGGGGACCACCUCACGUCGCACAUCCGACCGAGGUCUCUCAUUAGCACGACAUACCUGACAGACGGGGCUUUGAUGAAUGUUAAGAGAUACAGAAGAUGGCUUGUAUCAUGGCAGUGCUCCAGUAACUGCGGGAUGAGUAGCUAUAUUGGCCGAAUAUGUGGGUAUGACUAUGGAUACAGAGAGAAUUCUCAAGACGAAAGCUCUCACAGGCUGUACUCUAAUCAUCGCAUACCACAUCUUCAUAAUGAAAGAAAGCAGGUUCGAAGAAUUUGAG